Lycium barbarum (goji berry) is the source of this 2988-nucleotide messenger RNA. RefSeq lists its product as uncharacterized. The record is from RefSeq and is a predicted model, not a curated record. The transcript is spliced from 13 exons. The coding region runs from base 1 to 2988 and encodes 995 amino acids. NCBI's taxonomy places the organism in Eukaryota, Viridiplantae, Streptophyta, Magnoliopsida, Solanales, Solanaceae.
AUGGCGGAUCAAAGCAUAUCUGGUAGGGUUACAAGAGGUAUCCCACAUACUCUUCAAAAUUUAGAUUCCCCUUCUUUUGAUUUGGGAAUUUCUCAGCAACAACAUGAUGUUGAUGCAGCUUCUGCUGAGAAAUUGGUUGCUGAAAGGAGAUUUAAGAAAAUCCAUGAUCCUGCCAGAAUCAGAAAUUCUUCAACUGUUAAUUUGGAAAAAAAAAAAUUUGAUACUGCCACAAAGACGAGAAAAACAUCCGAUGUUGCUUAUAGUAGCAAAGGGAAGAAUGUUGUAGAGACAGAUACCGGAGAACAACAAUUAAUUAUGAACAAGCAGAUGCAAGUUGACACCGAGGUGCAGGGUCAGUUAUUUAGGUGUUUUAUGGUUAGGGAGUUGAAGCGUAGUAAUAGGGAUGCAUUUGUUAUCGAUAUUAAUGGGACAGAAUUGACAUUCGGUCUUUUUGAAUUUGCUUUAAUUACUGGUUUGAAGUGUUACGGGGAUGAAGUUUUUUUUGACGAGGGUCCUAACAGAUUGUUGGAUGAAUAUUUUGGUGGUUCUGGUAAUAGUGUUUUAAAGAUGACUUUAAAUAAGUGCUUUGAAGACAAGGAUUGGGGUGUUGGUGAUAACGCAGAUGAAGAUGCUAGGAACGUCACAGUCCCAAGACAUCAUUUUGACUUGGUGGAGAGUGAACGGUACAAUGAAUAUACAUGGGGUAAGGAAGCAUUUGAUGAUUUGAUUAAGAGUAUUUACCACAAGAUGGACAAGCCGAAGCAGUUUUAUUGUCUACGAGGUUUCCCUUUUGCUAUGCAAGUGUGGAUAUAUGAGUGCUGCUCUAAUGUUGACCCUAAUUUAAUGGUUAAAACCGGAAGGCGAAUCCCAAGAAUGUUUAAUUGGAGAACAGUGAACCAAAAGUCAUCUGUUAACUACUUGAUGUUGGGCAUGUUUAAGGACGGUGAGGACAAUUGUUGUAAAUUCAACAACAUUGUUCCGACCAUGUUAGAGGUUGAGAAGCUUGGUCUGCGUGCAUACCUGGUCAACAGACUUGCACCACCACCCCAAACACACCAAGAGGAGGAAAAUGAAUAUGCAAAUUUUUCCACAACACCUCCCCAUGUUGCUGUUGCCAAGAAAACUCAAAAGAACGAUGCUUCAAAAUCUCCACCGCACAAGAAGCCUAGGAAGAUGUCGACGGCAGCAUUGCUUGUUCAGAAGUCACCAACCAUGAUCCCAAAAAAAUCUACAGUUGGACAAUCAUCUAAACAAUCUGCUUCGGUGGUAGAUAAGUCGGUUCAAUCAAAGGAAAAAGAAAAAGCUGCUCCAAGUGUCCACCGCGUUCCUGUUGACGACGUAUCCACCAGCAAAUCAGUUGACCUCACAAGUUUGAGGCAGGAACUUAAUCAAUUUAAGCAGGAAGUGUUUGCUGAAUUCAAGGUUGUUUUUACUGAGCUCAAGGUUGUUUCUACUGAGAUCAAGGAUCUUAGCAAAAUUAUUGAUAAAAUUUCGAAAAGUGAGACUCAAGAUCCUUUACAUGAUGGCAACAUACAUCAACAAGCUGGUGAUUACAUGGACCAUGGUGACGAUAUUCACAUGGAGACUGAUACGGGUGAUGUGCAUCCAACAGAGAAGGGUCUUGCACCGGAUAUUCAAGUCGGUAUUGACAAUGAUAGCGGCGAUACGCUGAAAGCUUCAACCGAAGAGAUUGUGGAAGGAGGUGAUCUUUCAGGAGAACCGAAGACUUCGGUUGAACGUCCGGCUGAUCCAACAGAGGAAAAGGGUCUUGCACCGGAUAUUCAAGUUGAUAUUGGCAAUGAGAGCGGCGAUACGAUGGAAGCUUCAACCGAAGAGAUUGCAGAAGGAGGUGAUCUUUCAGGAGAACCGAAGACUUCGGUUGAACGUUCGGGGAAACAUACUGUGGAAGAGCAAAAAUGUUCUUAUGAUUCAAAUAAUUCCGAGAUGAUCGUACAGGUGCUAGAAAAUAUAGCAGAAUCAGUAAUGACUAACGAACAAUUUCAUGCGGAAAAAACCGAGGAAAACACCAGCUCAACUGUCUUAGAGGAACCCCAUGCAGCAGUUUGUAACGCGCAGCCGUUGUCUCAGUGGUUGUUGCCUGAUGAGUAUUUACCAAGCCAAACCCCAGGAAAAGAAAUCAUGUUUCAUCCAUCAGUCACACGAGCUACACGCCCCAGUAGUAGUUCAGGCAAGGGUCAUGUUCAUGUGUUUGAUAAAAAAUAUCCAUUCCAGAUAGAUCCCAUUACUGGUCCACUUGAUGUCCAGAUGGUGGAUGAAUACCGUACUUGGUUUCGAAACGGUCUGCUUGUGAGGCACGAUAGCAAAAAGAACUACGAAGACCAUUACAAAAAAAAAAUGACAGUUUUUGACAAUGGAGUCAAAUACAAUUUUGGCAUCACAACUGUCAAUGAUAAGAACUGGUUUUACCUGUUAUCGAUGGAUAGUCAGCUUUGGAAUGACGAGCACAUUGACGUCAUUUUCUAUUACUUUCGGAAGAAAGGAAAGUAUGAUAAAAGGAACAAUUUCAGCUUCACCACUGUUGACUGCCUAUUCAAGCAGAGAAUUGAUGUGGUCCACCACACAUAUCGCAAUGUUGAAACCCAGACAAAUGUGGCAAAUGAAGAGCAAGUAUUGAUUGAGUAUGUUAAGAGCCACAGGCUUAUUGCCAAUGUCCCGUGGCAUACGGUUGACAACGUGCUGAUACCGGUGAAUAUACAAGAAGAAAAUCAUUGGUUAUUGGUACUCCUUUCAUUCAAGGACAGGGACUGUGGUGUCUUUGUGGCAGCGUAUGUUGAGUAUUUGACAUCGGGUGAAAGGAUUCCUGAUGUCAUUGAUGCACACAUGCAGCGUAUGAGAUACGGUGCACUCUUAUGGGACUAUGCUGAAGGCAAGGUUGCUGACAAAGCAGAGAGUGAUAAUGAAGUUCCACCAAGACCGAUUAAGCCAGUAAUCGAUUACGAUACUGUAGAUGCAAUUGAUGUUCGAUAA